Tupaia belangeri chinensis (Chinese tree shrew) is the source of this 747-nucleotide messenger RNA. RefSeq names its product popy Class I histocompatibility antigen, A-1 alpha chain-like. Gene Ontology annotation, biological process: antigen processing and presentation of endogenous peptide antigen via MHC class Ib; immune response; antigen processing and presentation of endogenous peptide antigen via MHC class I via ER pathway, TAP-independent. The transcript is spliced from 3 exons. Gene Ontology annotation, molecular function: signaling receptor binding; peptide antigen binding. The annotation marks the transcript as partial. The record is from RefSeq and is a predicted model, not a curated record. Lineage: Eukaryota; Metazoa; Chordata; Mammalia; Scandentia; Tupaiidae. Gene Ontology annotation, cellular component: external side of plasma membrane.
UAUAAACUCCCCAGGAACCAGCAGGGGCUCAGAUCGCCCCGGACUCUGAGGAUGGCGGUCAUGGCGCCCCGAACCCUCCUCCUGGUGCUCUCGGGGCUCCUGGCCCUGACCGAGACCUGGGCGGGUGAGUGGAGAUCGAGGCCGGGGGAAACCGGAGUCACGGGAGGAGCGAGGGGACCGCCCGGCGGGGGCGGGGGGGCGGAAAUCCAGGGCUGCUCUGAGGAUGACGCUGGGGCUGACGGCUGGGCGGGACUAACGGGGUGUCUGCCUGGGGUCGGUCCAGGCUCUCACACCUUCCAGAGGAUGUACGGCUGCGAUGUGGGUCCUGACCUGGACCUCCUCCGCGGGUACGAGCAGUACGCCUACGACGGCCGGGACUACAUCGCCCUGAACGAGGACCUGCGCUCCUGGACCGCGGCCGACUCAGCCGCGAGGAUCACCCAGCGCAGGCAGGAGGCCGCUGGUGUGGCAGAACAACUUAGGGCCUAUAUGGAGGGCAGGUGCGUGCAGUCGCUGGGCUACUACCUGGAAAACGGGAAAGACACACUGCUGCGCGCAGACCCCCCGAAGGCACAAGUGACCCACCACCCCACCUCUGACCGUGAGGCCACCCUGAAGUGCUGGGCCCUGGGCUUCUACCCUGCGGAGAUCUCCCUGACCUGGCAGCGGGAUGGGGAGGACCAGACCCACGACAUGGAGCUGGUGGAGACCAGGCCUGCAGGGGACGGAACCUUCCAGAAGUGGGCG